GAGGCGGGGAGGGGAGAAGGAUGCUCCGGGGGUGGCUCUUUGCUUCCUCGCCCGCCCGGAGCUCGCAGGGGCUUGCCUGGAGGAUGUCUCACCCCCUCGGCACAGGUGUCACUGCUGGGGGAGCGCUGGUGGCGAGCUCGGAGCAUGCUGCUGAGGGCCAGCCCCAGGAGGUUUCUGGAGCAGCACCUUCUGCUGGUGGAGAGCGCAGAGCAGCAGCGGCCGGCUCGGGAAGCGCUCCCGAAUCCAUUCAUGACUGAGGAACCUCCCGCCCCAGCCGAGCCCGAGCUGCCGCCCUCCAACCUCACCAACAACGGCACCGACUGCGGCGAGGAGAUCCUGCUCUAUGGGGACACCGAGAAGGUCGUCAUCGGGGCCGUGCUCUCCAUCAUCAUCCUCACCACCAUCGCCGGCAACGGGCUGGUCAUCAUCUCCGUGUGCAUCGUCAAGAAGCUCCGGCAGCCCUCCAACUACCUGGUGGUGUCCCUGGCCGCCGCCGACCUGUCGGUGGCCUUUGCUGUCAUGCCCUUUGUCACCAUCACGGACCUGGUGGGGGGAGAGUGGCUCUUUGGGAAGGUGUUCUGCAACGUCUUCAUCGCCAUGGACGUGAUGUGCUGCACCGCCUCCAUCAUGACCUUGUGCAUCAUCAGCGUGGACAGGUACCUGGGCAUCACGCGGCCUCUGACCUACCCCGUGAGGCAGAACGGGAAGCUGAUGGCCAAGAUGGUCUUCAUCGUGUGGCUCCUGUCGGCCUCCAUCACCCUCCCUCCGCUCUUCGGCUGGGCCCAGAAUGUGACGGUGGAGCGGGUGUGCCUCAUCAGCCAGGACUUUGGCUACACCGUCUACUCCACAGGGGUGGCCUUCUACAUCCCCAUGGCCGUCAUGCUGGUGAUGUACAGCCGCAUCUACCAGGCGGCCAAGGUGAGCGCCGAGAAGCACCGCUUCAUGAACUUCCCCAAGCACUAUGAGGACGAGGGCGUCUACUGCCUCGAGGCCUCCGCCCGCGCCCACCACAGCUCCCGCCGCACCAAGGCCGCCGAGGAGUGUGCCACGCUCUCCAAGCUGCUCCGCCAGGACCGCAAGAACAUUUCCAUCUUCAAGAGGGAGCAGAAAGCCGCCAGGACCCUCGGCAUCAUCGUGGGGGCCUUCACGUUCUGCUGGCUGCCCUUCUUCUUGAUGUCCACGGCGCGGCCGUUCAUCUGCGGCAUCCGCUGCAGCUGCAUGCCCCUGAGGCUGGAGAGGACUCUGCUCUGGCUGGGUUACACCAACUCCCUCAUCAACCCCCUCAUCUACGCCUUCUUCAACAGGGAUUUGAGGACUACUUUCUGGAACCUGCUGCGCUGCAGGUACAGGAACAUCAACAGGAGGCUCUCGGCCGCCAGCAUGCACGAGGCCCUGAAAGCCACGGAGAGGCACGAGUGCAUCCUGUAGUGCCUGACCUCCUGCCUCUCCAUGCCCUCGCUUCCCUGGCGCCCCAGGGGCUGGCAGGAGCUGUCCAGCCCCACCAGACAUUGCCACUGAGGGUGAUGGUCCUUUCCCUCACCCUGGGAACAAGUGGAGGGAACUUUGGGAACAGCCCUUCCUUCUCACUCUGUCCCAGGUGGGAGCAAGAGCUGGGGGGUUCAAGGUCUACCAAUGACUGUGGGCCAGUCACACCACCUUUCUGUGCCUCAGUUUACCCAUCUGUUAUUAAAGUUUUAAAAAAAAAAAAAAGGAAAAUAA
Molecule: messenger RNA, 1719 nt
Organism: Melospiza melodia melodia
Lineage: Eukaryota; Metazoa; Chordata; Aves; Passeriformes; Passerellidae
Product: 5-hydroxytryptamine receptor 7-like
Exons: 3
Coding region: 145-1428 (427 amino acids)
Biological process (GO): smooth muscle contraction; circadian rhythm; vasoconstriction
Cellular component (GO): plasma membrane; dendrite
Molecular function (GO): neurotransmitter receptor activity; G protein-coupled serotonin receptor activity
Source: RefSeq, a predicted model, not a curated record